AGUCCGUUUAGAAACGUGUUCGGGAUCAGUUGAAAUUGGGGAGCGCAAAGUAUCCUUUUGCUUAGUGUCUGCCUGAUUUUUGCACUCGUAACCGUCACGGUAUCUUAGAUACAUACAUCAACUGUUUUAAUCUCGUUUUCGGCUCCUUUAUCGUCAUCGUCCUUGGCGCCAACCAUUCCCAUUAUUGCGUAAAGUUUGUGUGCAGCUAUCCGGGGGUAUACGUAUAUGUGCUCUGGUGAAAGUCAGUGAAAGUGAAAAGUUGAUGUUUUCUCAAGUUGUUGGUUUCCUUCUGUAGGAAGAGUGGAUUAAACCUAGGCAUGUGUCUCUGAAAGUUCUUGGUGCUAUCGACGUUCGUUGAGCAACACGUACUGGAAUUGAAAGGCGAACAGAACAACAAAAAGGAUCCUUCGAGGAAGACAUCAAACAGUAAUUAAAAGAUGGAAACUCUCUACACAGGACACAUCCAUGGAUUCGGUCCGCCCGGCAAUGGCUCCGUUGUGAAUGCGUUCGGAGCCCAAUGGGGAGCUCAAGGAAGCCUUAUAGCACUCGGCGUUGUGCUGGGAAGCUCAAUCAGUCUCGUUGGCCUAGCUUUUGCAUUUAUCACCUACAGUCUUUUCUCGGAUUUACGAUCGCUCGCGGGGACAGCAUUGUUGAGUCUGCUGGCAUCACUUUUCAUGGCUCAGUUGCUUUUCGUCAUUGGUGUGGGAGGCGUGCAGGAUUCGGAAUUAUGUCUGUCGUUGUCGCUUGCAUUAUUAUUCAUGAAAUUGGCGUCGUUAUGUUGGCUGUGCUGUUGUUGUCAUCAUGCAUUAACCGUCUUUCGAAAUAGUGUCAAUUUAAUCCCACAGCCUGAACCGAAAAUGGGAAGGAUGCUAGCCCAGUACAGUGCAAUAUCGUGGGGUUUCCCACUGCUCAUGGUCGGGAUUGCAGUCGCGUUCAAGUAUAAGGAAAAGGAAAUUAAAACGAAGCUGCAACUCACAGCGGCGGAAAUAGUUCAGGAACUUCUUAUCAGUAAACACUGUUGGUUAAUGGAAGGCAAAGCGUACAUCUGGGCAUAUAUGAUUCCAGCCAUAAUAUUAUUGUUAUUCGGCUACCAUCUGGCCUUCCAAGCGCGCAACACGGCAAAAGUUUCAGCACAAAUGCAAGUGGACUCGAAAUGCCGCAACAAAUUGAUAAAGCGCCGAAUGCUACAAAGUGGACUAUUCAUUAAGAUAUUAUUUUUAUUCACUUUUGUGAACGUGCUCGGGUCCUUUGCGGCGCUUAUGCGGAUGAAUCAACUCUGGGCAGCAUACAGCAUAGCUCAAGGGCUUCAGGGAUUGAUUACAGCUCUGCUCGUGACUUGCAACUGUAGGGUCCUGAAGCUCUACACUGCCUCAAGAGGACGAAAGGAGCGCCAUGGAAUUUACAAUUGUCUACGCGACGGCGAAGGAGGCCGCUAUGGAGUUUUAACCGUAACGAAUCCAAAUUACGACGAGGACAAUGCACACAUUACUCCUGAAACGGAUCAAACACUAGUCAAAGCUUCAUACCGGGAAGAAUCCUUCGUGGAACGCAAGGAGUCGAAGAAAUGUUGUCCAGCGCCUGUAGCGGGAAUCAGUACGGAUCUAACCAGCUCCCUCCCAGCUACUGAACUGUCGUCGGGUCCACCACCGCAGCCUCUCUAAGGCAGUCGAAUUUCCGCACAUAAUCACCACAAAAAGGAUAAUUAGAGCUUAGAUCUUCAAGUUUGGUUCUACUUGAUGUCGAAUGAAUUUGUAAAUAAUCUUUUCUGAUCAAGCGGCUUUAUUGGACAGCAAUUUCCAAUUUCGAAAGUAUCUGGUAAAAUGCACAACACUCUGAUUAGGACCCUCACCCUGUCCGUCGUUUUGAUAGAGAGUAGUCGGGGCUUGUCGAAAGCUAGCACUUGUCCAACCACCCAUCCACCCUCUCCCUACUUCCCAACUGAAGAACCAUCUGAAAUAACGCAUCUCAAUUAGUGAUAGUGAAAUCUAGACGUAUAUUUGCUGUAAUUACUCAAAGCUGUAAAAAGUCUAUCCUGUAGUGGAAAAAGGAUAAAAAUAUUUUUAAUAUGAAAUCAAAGGGAAUCCAAGCUGGAGUAAAACGCCUACCUACACACAUAGAUCACCUUGGAAGCUAGUCGGAUUAGCUUAGUAAGUGGAACAUAUCUUCAUACAUAUUCUCCUCAAAGUACACAUUUGUUUUCAAGAUUGAUACAACAAGGAUAUUACCUAUAACCAAUGCAAGACAGAUAGAAUCUAGAAAUUGUAACCAUUUUCCGCUUUUGUAAAUUAUUUUUGAAAAUGUUUCCUUUGUUUUGUAAAGAAUCUAACGAAAUAGAGGUCAUUACGGUAGUUAAUAAAAUAAAUGGAAAUUUUAAUAAAA
Hermetia illucens (black soldier fly) is the source of this 2379-nucleotide messenger RNA. Its product is annotated as adhesion G protein-coupled receptor E4-like. Gene Ontology annotation, cellular component: membrane. Bases 438 to 1661 code for a protein of 407 amino acids. Lineage: Eukaryota; Metazoa; Arthropoda; Insecta; Diptera; Stratiomyidae. The record is from RefSeq and is a predicted model, not a curated record. The transcript is spliced from 8 exons. Gene Ontology annotation, biological process: G protein-coupled receptor signaling pathway; cell surface receptor signaling pathway. Gene Ontology annotation, molecular function: G protein-coupled receptor activity.